Gopherus flavomarginatus (Mexican gopher tortoise) is the source of this 4207-nucleotide messenger RNA. It is a transcript of the gene CDNF, whose product is annotated as cerebral dopamine neurotrophic factor. Gene Ontology annotation, biological process: dopaminergic neuron differentiation; neuron projection development. Gene Ontology annotation, cellular component: endoplasmic reticulum. NCBI's taxonomy places the organism in Eukaryota, Metazoa, Chordata, Testudines, Testudinidae. Bases 22 to 594 code for a protein of 190 amino acids. The transcript has 4 exons. The record is from RefSeq and is a predicted model, not a curated record.
CUAGGCAGCGCCGCCAGCACCAUGCAGCGGCAGCCCGCGCGCGCUGUGCCCUGGGCCUGUGCAGGUCUGGCCCUGGGCCUCCUGUGCGCAGGUCCCUGGCUCGCUGCCGCCCUUGCCCCGUGGGGACAGGAAGCUCAGUGCGAAGUCUGUAAAGGAUUUUUGGACAGAUUUUACAACUCAUUAAAAGAAAAACAUUCUGACUUCACCAUGGCCACCAUAGAGAAAGAACUGGUUGACAGCUGCAUGGAUACAAAAGGAAAAGAACACCGCUUGUGCUAUUACAUUGGGGCAACAAGCGAUGCAGCCACGAAGAUCAUCAGUGAGGUCAGCCGCCCAAUGAGUGCUCAUGUACCUGUGUCGAAGAUAUGUGAGAAACUGAAGAAGAAUGACAUUCAGAUCUGUGAGCUCAAAUAUGAAAGGAAACUGGACUUAAACUCGGUGGAUCUCUCCAAGAUGAGAGUGGCUGAGCUGAGGAAGAUCCUGGAUAGCUGGGGAGAAGUGUGCAGAGCAUGCAUAGAGAAAACAGACUUUGUGAACUUGAUUAAGGAGCUGGCACCUAAGUAUACGCUUACAAACCCCAAAUCAGACCUUUGAUACUUGUGCCAACCUAGUGCUUGCUAUGGUAGGUCAUCUCUCUGUGCACAAAGAAUGACUGACAAUGGAAUAGCUGGGCUAAAAAACUUAUUUGGUUACAACUGACAAGUGCCAAAAAACGGAGUUAUUAUUAAUAAUUGCUUAUCUAGCACCACAGAAGGGCAUAGUACUUUACAGACAAGACAAAGUCACUGCACCAAAGAACAUAAUAUAUAAGAAUCAAAUCGUAUUUGUAUUGCCAUAGCAAAUAAAGUCCUCAGCCCCACAGUGCUAGCAGUGUACACACACAUAACAAAAAAAUGACCACUGCCCCAGAGAUCUUUUACUUUCAAGUAGAAGAGACCAAACCCCACCCCCCUAAACAAACCCCAAACAGACCUUUAGCUAAACUGGUGUAAUGUGUGUAGACAAUCUUAGGGCUUAUACGGUUUUCACCAUAUUGGUUUAAAAACCAUUAAAUAUUAUUGACAAAAUACUAUUAUUUUCCAUGACAUAAUAUACACAGUUAUAAGCAAUUUGAUAAUAGUAUAACUGCAUCCACAGUAGAGGGUUGCAUCAGUUCAACUACAUUGGUUUCUAAACCAAUCUGUUUAAGUCAAUACACAAACUGUGUGGAGACCAGCCCUUGUGUCUAUUCAAACCUGGCUUAUAUUGAUAUAGUUUGUAAUGUGAAGGUACAACUUGUACAUUCAUGCACACCUUUCAACUGCUGCAGUGAAUGAGGCAGGGGCCUUACAACCAGCAUUGUGUAGUGAAUGAGGCUGUUAUCUCAUCCACUGUCCAUCUUGUGCAUUUCCAAUCCUAGGUCGACACCUUGAUAUAUUCAGGGAAGAGCAAUAUUUUUAUUUAAGGAGUUUGGAAACAGAGAAAUUAGAAGCGUAAAAGACUAUUUGAUUAUUUAGUAUAUUCCUCCUUCUAGCUGAGGUAUUCCAGGGGGUCCAUAGGCCCUGCUGAUUAACUUCUCCUACUUCCUCCCUCAACUCCUCCGCCUCCCUCCCAGUGCAUCCUGCAUGCCACAGAACAGCUGUCCCUCGGCAUGAAGGAGGUGCUGGGAGGGAGGAGAAGGAGUGGAGACAAGGCACGCUCAGGGUGUGUGUGGAAAGAGGUGGGGCAGAGGUGGAGCGGGGGCAGGAAGAGGUGGGGCCUUGGAGGAAGGGCUGGAGUGGGGCCUGGGGCUGAGUUGAGGGAAAGGGCUGAGGGUCCAGGAAAAAUUGUAAAUCAAAACGGGAGUUCUCGGGUUGCUAUAGUUUGAGAACCGCUGUUCUAGAACAUUUUAGAAACUUGCAAACAAACCAACCUACCUUUUUGGUUCAUUGAAACUAAUUCGUUCCUUCUCAGAUAUUGACACUCUUCAAGUAUUUGCAGCUGGCUAGCAUAUCCAACUUAUUUGCUGCUUGGCCACAACAAGCAUAUUUUGCUCUUUUAGGAUGGAAUUUUGGCCCCUAACUUCCUUAGACUCCUUUGAGAAUUCCUCAGUUUCUUCAUUCUCUCACAUAUUUUGUUUGGCCUUCUUUGAAUUCCCUUAAGUUAAUAAGUUGUACCACUAAUGUUGACAGAGAGUAUCACUAGAUCAAGAAGUUUUGUCCAAGUUUGUUUGAAGUCAUUACUUUACAUGUAUGCACAUAGGCCCCAGACCAGCAAGGCACUUAAGCACAUGCUCAAGUUUAAGCAUGUGAAAAGUCCCAUUGAAAUCAAUGGGACUAUUCACAUGUUGAAAGUGAAGUAGGUCACAUGCAUCCAACGAAGUGGGUAUUCACCCACGAAAGCUCAUGCUCCAAUACGUCUGGUAGUCUAUAAGGUGCCAGAGGACCCUUUGCUACUUUUAGGUCUUAAUUGUUCUUCUGGAUCGGGGCUAACUGAUUAUGAUUACAGAGUUCCAACUCAUUGUGCAAUAUGAAAGUGACCCAAUAUGCAAACAUUUACAUUUUAGAAAAGAAGGUUUUGUGUACACUGGCGAAAGCUAUUUCAGUGCUUAUCUUUAGAAGUGUUUGAAAUAUGGAAGAUAGAGGUUACUAUGAAUUCACUGCCAGAUAUUUUCAUCUUGAUUGCAUAAAUCCCUGCAUUUAAUUGAAAUCCAGUGGUUAUUUGCAUGAUUAAUGUCUUAUGCUUGCAAAAAAUAUUUAAGCCCAGAUUCUCAAAGGUAUUUAGGCAUUAGGUGCCUUUGAAGACCCAGGAAUUAGUGGACCCACAUCCUAAAUUAUGCAAGCCAAAAUUCUAUUCUUUGAUACAGAGACAACUCCCAUUGAAUUGAAAAGGCAUUACACCUUUGUUUUUUAGAGAACAGGCUUCAUGACUGUCUCCUUUACAUGGGUAUAAAUCAAAAGUAAAUUCACUGAAGUCAGUGGAGUUACUCCAGUGUAAACUGCUGUGAGAAAAGAAUCAAGCUUGAGAUUCCUGCUGUGUGUGUAGUAGGAAAGAAUCAGGCUUAUACAUUAGUAAUGACCAAAUCUCAAAAGGGAUUGAGGCCCAGUUCAGAUCUGCAUCCAACUGUAGAGGUGUGAAAUAACCAGCCAUCUGUGAUAUGGUAACCUUGCAAUAUGUGGUUUCUCUUAAAGUUUAUAGUAUUUCCUGCUGCAGAAUUACCCUUUCACGAGUUAUUUGUGUACUUCUGCUUCUUGCUGAAAGAAGGAACUGCAGGGAUGUGUAAACAUUGAAUUAAAGAGAAUUAAGUAGAAUCUUUUUUGAAUUUCAGAAAUGGUCUAAGUGCAGUUUGACUUAUGGAUAAAGAAUCAGAUUGGUUCUUAUUACAACAAACCAAUGGUCUAUUUUUAUUAGAAACCAGCUGGCUGAAUCUUAGCUUGCCUAUGCUCUAAAUUAAUGUCAGUCCAGUUUUUGUAUGAAAAAAGACAGAUCGUAACGUCUACUUCAAAGCAACAUUCUGAUCUCAUUUAAAGUAGUGUAAUUCCACACACUUCAAUAGUUACAUUAUUGUAAACAGUAGCAAAACCAGAUCCUUGGCGCCAAAUUCUUUGCUGAUGUAACGCCAUUGACUUCACCAGCAGAGAAUUUGGCCCUUCGUUUCUAGUAACUAACUUGUGUUUUAAUAUUUUAAGACUUAUUAAUAUCCCACCCCCAAGUUAGUAUCACCUAAUGCUGUACGAUCCUUUCACAUCUCACAAGCUAAACUUGUCCAUGUUUGACCAGCUCUUGAAAACCUAGGAAGUAAUACUGGUGAUUCAGGAGGUGGCAUUGUUCCUUCUAAAUCAGUAAUGAACUAAUGCCCUGGAAUGGUGUUAAUGUCACUCUUCUGCUGGAAGUGCUAUCUUCUGCAAGAGACAUAAAUCUGAGUUUCUGACCUUUCAUGGACAUUUAAGAUCUUCAAGCAUUUAUUAAUCAGAACAUCAGUGGUUAACCCCGAGUUCCUAGACAAACUCCAACUUGCUUAAUAACAUUCUGCCAACCUACAUGUCCCUCCCAGUUUGAUCUGAAUAAGAUAUUCUGCAUUUCCUACCCAAAACUAGUCUACUUUUGCUGCAUGGUGUUAAAUUGUGCAACAUUUUGUCUCAGAUGCCACAGGUUGCUUUGUAGCAAUAUACACGUAUAUUUACUAUUGUGUAAAUACAAUGCAGAGAGAUGGUUAAGAAAGGAUCGGAUAAACGGGUUUCGCCUUCUA